Messenger RNA from Plenodomus lingam JN3, 834 nucleotides. RefSeq lists its product as uncharacterized. Lineage: Eukaryota; Fungi; Ascomycota; Dothideomycetes; Pleosporales; Leptosphaeriaceae. The record is from RefSeq and is a predicted model, not a curated record.
AUGAGCAACAAUGCCACGCGGCACACCGUGGACGAAACAUCUCCGCUCCUUGGCCGACCGGCUGGCAGCAGAACAGACCAGAAAUCAGUGUUGUCUGCACAGAGUCUGAAGAAGCAUUUCCAGGCUGAUGUAACCAAGAAUUGGGCAGAUCUGGUACUGCUGUUUUGUUACAUCAUCACAGGAUUACUAGACAGCUCUGCGGUCUUCAUCUGGGGCUCCUUUGUAAGCAUGCAAACCGGCAACACAGUCUACCUCGGUCUCGGCCUCAUCGCGCCCACUGAAGGAAUCCGCUGGCUCAAAGCGCUAACCUCCAUCCUCUUCUUCUGCCUCGGAAGCUUCACCUUUGCCCGCUUCCACCGCCACUUCUCCCCCGCCAAGCGCUGGGUCCUCAUCAGCUCCUACUCCUUCCAAACCAGCCUCAUCGCCCUCGCCGCCUCCAUCGUCACCUUUGGCAACCCCCCCUCCCCCUCCACCACCAGCAACUCCCUCCACUGGCAAGUCCUCGUCCCCCUCGCCGCCGUGGCCUUUCAAUCCAGCGGCCAGGCCGUCACCUCGCGCGCCCUGCAGUACAACGGCCUCACCAGCGUCGUCCUCACCUCAAACUACUGCGACUUAUUCUCCGACCCCGACCUCUUUUGCUGGGGUCUGGGCAACGCCGAGCGUAAUCGCAGGAUGGCGGCGCCCGCGCUGCUGUUGCUUGGGGCCUGUGGCGGCGGGUUGUAUGCCCAUAGUGGGGUUGGGUUGGCGGGGGCGUUGUGGACGGCGGUGGGUUUGAAAGCGUGUGCGGUUCUGGCUUGGGUGUUUUGGAAGGCGGAGGGGGAUGGUGUGGAAUAG